CCCAAAGGGCUUUCUUCACAGGUGAACCAGAACCCGAAGCGGCGUCCCAGAGGAGCCCGGGAGAUGGCGGCAGCAGUGGAGUCGAAGGUUUCGGGCGACGAAGGCCGCAACAAAGCUAUCGCCUGUGCUGUAUUCAAGCGCCUCUCGCUCGAUCCGAAUAAGUUAUCAAGUGAAAGCAUUGGAGGGUCUGAUAUUGCCAGUCUGUUUUCAAACAUAUUGCAGUUAUCGGAGAGUAAAGAUUCUCUAUCAAAUGAAGAUCAGAUAAUGAAGUGGGUAGCAUUUGCAAGUAGCUUUCCCAGCAAAGCAGAUGCAUGCCUUGCAUCACUUGAUUACCUGAAUGAGGAUUUGAAACAGAAGGCUAUUUUAUUGGGCAAUGGACUUGAACCAUCAGUAGCUGACAUUGUUGUGUUUUCAGCAGUCCAUUCUUUUGUGAGUCAUCUUGUUGGCAUGGCCGUGCAAAAGUUCCCAAAUGUAGUGAGGUGGAUGGACUAUAUCCAGAACAAGGAAGACUUUGGAGGAGUAUUUGAAAAAAUUGUGGUCAGCAAGCCUGAUUUUCAACCUCUUAAGGUUUCUGGUGAUAGCAAAGCUCCUGAGGCUUUGGAUAAAGAUAGUGUGACAAAUGAGAAGAAAAAGAAAGCACUCGAGAAGGAGUCAUGUGAGAAGGAUGCACAGUGCAGUAUAAGUGUCCUCAACAUACAAAUUGGUGUUAUAUGUAAGGCAUGGAGGCACCCAUCGGCUGAUAGUUUGUUGGUUGAGGAGAUUGAUUUGGGAGAUGGUAGCUUGCGUCAGGUGGUUAGUGGUCUUGCAAAGUUUUACAGCUCAGAAGAUCUUGUAAAUCGUCGGGUGGUACUAAUAACAAAUGUGAAGCCUGGAAAGCUGCGUGACGUUACGUCAUCUGGAUUGGUCUUAUGUGCUUCUAAUCAAGAUCAUACAGUUGUGGAGCCUUUGAUUCCUCCAGAAGGUGCUUCACUUGGAGAGAAGAUAUCAUUUUCAGGGUAUGAUGGGAAGCCAGAAGAUGUGCUAAAUCCAAAGAAAAAGCAGUUAGAAAAAAUCACACCGCAUCUCUACACCGACGACAAGGGUGUGGCCACAUACAAAGGAGUACCAUUCAUGACAUCCGCAGGUCCAUGCACCUCUUCCAUCAUCAAGGCAAGCGUGAAGUGAGCAAGCAAUACGCUUGCUGUGCCAAUCUUUCAAUCAUCGGUUUUCCAAGCUUACAGAUACUGUGAUGUUUUCAGAGGUAUUGUUCUGAUGGACUUGUGUGCGAUUCUGAUUUCUUUCAGAAAUCAUUGCUUUCUGGACGAAAUGUUCCUUGUCGGUGGGUGAUCUCGGUUGGCUAUGCACAGUUUGGUUGAGUUCAUAGCUA
Molecule: messenger RNA, 1366 nt
Organism: Musa acuminata subsp. malaccensis (wild Malaysian banana)
Lineage: Eukaryota; Viridiplantae; Streptophyta; Magnoliopsida; Zingiberales; Musaceae
Product: methionine--tRNA ligase, cytoplasmic
Molecular function (GO): tRNA binding
Source: RefSeq, a predicted model, not a curated record